Malania oleifera is the source of this 3933-nucleotide messenger RNA. RefSeq names its product protein unc-13 homolog. Bases 140 to 3583 code for a protein of 1147 amino acids. NCBI's taxonomy places the organism in Eukaryota, Viridiplantae, Streptophyta, Magnoliopsida, Santalales, Ximeniaceae. The record is from RefSeq and is a predicted model, not a curated record. The transcript has 26 exons.
CUUUUCCAUUUAUUUAAAUUUUAAAGUCGGAAAGUGGAGACCUCCGACAGUCCGACUUCGCGCUUUGUCAGAAUUGGGAAAGGAAAAGCAUAUUUCCUCCCCCCGACAGGUCUCUGCUCCUUCACUCCGCCAGUCAGCCAUGGAAGCCUCUCUAUUGGAACGUUACCGCGACGAUCGUCGCAAGCUCCUUAGCUUCGUAUUAUCGUCAGCUUUCAUGGACGAAGUUCCACCGCAAUCUCCACCCCCUCCCACCACCAUCUCCGACGUCGAUCUCGACCGUCUCAGUGCCGAUUACGUCAUCCGCUGCGUCAAAUCCGGUGUAGUCGUUGAUGUGUCUGAAGCCACCGAUAAGUACCACAAGGAAUCAAAUUAUCCAGCGACGAUUCCUUCUCAAUUAGGGAGUUCAUAUUUUCUUGCUUCAGAUCCAGAUUUAUCUGGGUCUCCUCCUCGGCGUGUGCCUCCUCCAGUUGAUAUGAACGAGAAAACUAAUCAUCCAUCACACUCUUCUAUUGUUGAGGAUAAUGCUAUAUGCGGGGAAGAAACUGGUGUUAAAUGUGCAGCCCCAACAGUUGCACGUUCAAAAGUUGUGGAAAAUGUUGGUUUUCCUUCAUUAGGUUUACCCAUCCUUAAAACAGGAUUGUCGGAUGAUGACUUGCGGGAAACAGCCUAUGAAGUAUUUCUGGCAGCUACUGUAUCUUCUGGGAUUGAAGUACAUUCAGUUGAGGAUAGGAUGAAAGAGAGAAGUCCUAAAUUUCUGACCAGGCUGAAGAGUAAAAAGGAGAAAGUACAUUUACAAUCUCAAUAUUUGGAAAGACAUUCAGAAAUAAUUGACAUUAUACGUGUUCAAAUGCAGAUUUCAAAAGCUGUGGAUUCAUGCAUCAGGAAAAGGCUGAUGCAGUUAGCUUCAAGGAAGACAUAUGGACAAAUUGAUGUUCCUCAAAUCUCAUUGUGGCUUUUGAGUGGCAUGUCGAAGUCUAAUUUCCUUAAUGAGAAGUUAUACAUGCAGUGGAAAAUGAGACAGGUAAGUAUUCUAGAAGAGCUUCUCUAUUUUUCUAAUAUUACAAUAGAGGAACAAUGUACUAUUAAAAGUUCUCUUGAUAAUAUUAGAAAUGCAAAGGAGCGUGACACCACAACGUCACCUUCUGAACAUGCUGAGGUCUUAUUAGCUAUUAUAGCAGUUGCUUCAAAAUUUUCAUCUGUUCCUGGACAAUUUGGUAUCCCGGGCGAAACUUGUUAUUGGACUGCUGGAUAUCACUUGAAUAUCAGACUUUAUGAGAAACUGCUCUUUGGUGUGUUUGACAUUCUUGAAGAAGGCUCGUUCAUUCUGGAAGCUGAUGAAAUCCUCGCACUUUUCAAGUUGACUUGGUCUACUUUGGGCAUCACUCCGAAACUACAUAGUGCAUUAUAUGGUUGGGUGCUUUUUCAACAGUUUGUUAGGACAGAUGAAGCCGUGCUAUUAGACUAUGCAAUACUUGAGGUGCAGAAAGUUCUAUCUACUGAAAACAGUGAUGUGAAGGAAGAACAAUAUAUGAAUAGCCUCACAUGUUUUGGCAUAUACAAUGACAGCAAAAUAAAAUUAAGUUUGGUACAGGCAGUUUUCUUCUCUAUGAGCAUCUGGUGUGACAGCAAACUUAAAGAUUAUCAUCUGCAUUUUGGUCAGAAAUUUUGUAACUUCAAGGGGGUGAUGACCUUGGCAUCAGCAGCUUGGUUUCCUAUUUCUGGUGAAUAUGGUGAAAUCAAGUUCGAAAAAAUCAAUGCCUCAAAUGAGAUUGCUGCUAGAAAACUUGAAACAUAUGUUGAAAGUUCCAUUAAGGUUGCAUACAAGCGGGUGGUAGAUGCCAUAGAUCUUCAAUCUAAAAUAGAAAAGACACACCCUUUGGCUCUGCUCGCUAAUGAAUUAAGAUUGAUUACUAAGAGAGAGCUCACUAUAUUUCUCCCUGUGCUUCGUCAUUGGUGUCCAAAAGCUGGAAUUAUCUCAGCUGUGAUAUUGCACCGACUUUAUGGUGAAAGAUUGAGACCAUUCCUCAAGGGAGUAGCAUGCCUUUCUAAAGAUGCCAGAUCAGUCCUCCCUGCGGCUGAUAUGUUAGAUCAUGAUCUGACUCAGUUGUAUGCUUCAGCAUCUGAAGAAAAUCAGUUGAAUCACCCUUUUGGCCAAGAUUUCGAUCAUUACCCGAUUGGAGAGGUUUCUAGGUCAAUAAUUCUUGAUUGGGUGAUUGCUCAGCAUGAACAUAUCUUGGAAUGGACUGGACGUGCAAUUGACCUUGAGGACUGGGAGCCUUUGUCAUUUCAGCAAAAACAAGCAACAUCUGUGGUUGAAGUGUUUAGGAUGAUAGAGGAGACUGUGGAUCAAUUCUUCAGCAUCAAUCUUCCAAUGGAUAUCACACAUUUACAAGCUCUAUUAUCUGUAAUUUUCCACACCUUGGAUACCUAUCUGCUGAAAGUGGCCAACCAGUUGGUUGAGAAGAAGCAUCUAUUUCCUUCUGUUCCUUCUUUGACUCGUUAUACGGAGACAUUUAUUCCAGCAGUCAAGAAGAAGUCAGUUGAGUGUACGCUUUUGGACGAGAAAGUGAGCAAUAAGUUGAAUGAACUGACACUACCAAAACUUUGUGUUAGAUUGAAUACUGUUCAAUAUAUUCAGAAAAAAAUUGGCACUCUCGAAGAUGGUGUUAGGAAUUCUUGGGCGCUCAUUAAACCAUCUGUUAACCAAAUAUGGUCUAGUGAAAAGCAUCCAGAAACUCUGGGGAUAGCUUCAUCAAUGUCAAGUGAAUGUGUUGAUGAACUAUUUAUCACAACAUUUAACAGUAUCAGGGAUUUCACAGCUGAUAUUAUUUGCAAACUUUGUGACUUUACUGGGGCUAGAGUUGUGUUUUGGGAUCUGAGGGACUCAUUUCUUUGUCAUUUAUACCGUGGAAAUGUUGAAAGUGCUCGCUUGGACAGCAUUCUUUCGCAUGUUGAUACUGUCCUUGAUCAUGUAUGUGGUUUAAUUGUUGAUACACUCAGAGAUCUUGUGGUUUUGAGCAUUUUCCGGGCAUCAUUGGUAGGUUAUGUUUGGGUUUUGCUUGAUGGAGGCCCUACUCGUGCAUUUUCUGCAUCUGACAUUGUAAUGAUAGAAGAUGACCUAAAUAUUUUGAAGGAGUUUUUUAUAGCCAAUGGAGAUGGCCUUCCCCGUUCAUUAGUCGAGCAAGAAGCAAAAUUUGCUCAACAAAUCCUAGGACUAUUUUCCCUUCAGACUGAAACUAUCAUCCAAAUGUUGAUGAGCGCAAGCAAGCAUAUUUCCACAGAACUAGAUUCACACACGCAUGACCAUCGGAGCUUAGAGAGUGCCCACACCUUAAUACGAGUGUUAUGCCACAAGAAAGAUCGGGAAGCCUCCAAGUUCUUAAAAAGCCAAUAUCGACUCCCCAUGUCCUCAGAGUACGAAGACACUCCAUCAAAGGAGUUGAAUUUUAGAUCACCUGUCAUAUCUGAUAUUCUAAAGAGAACAACGUCAUUCCACUUGACGGCAAAUGGACAAAGCAGUUUCAGAUCAAUAAAGAAGAAAUUUCAAGAAGCAACAUCAGAAAUCAGGCAUGCUGCAUGGUAAAACGACGCUGUGAAAGGGUGGUUAGUGAAGGUGCAGGGCAAUAGAGCACCCAUCUAUUCUUGUUCAGCCAGUCCGAUUCCCAUGUAUAAGCAAAGAAAGGAAAGUGAAGAAAAUUCUGCCAUGUUUAGUUUGCAGAAUAGAAGAAUAGAAUGAGGUAGAAAAGGAAUGAAAUAGAAAUUUGAAUGGAGAGCAUGACUAAAUCAAAGUAUAAAUUUGAUUCCUUUUGUUUCCAUUUUAUUCUUAUAUAUCAAACAUGCUAUAAAUGCGAAGAUUCAUCCCUCAACUUCAUUGAAUGCUAUAGUGAAUUUGUUGUUUUUUGUCCCACAUUAGUAGAAAAGUUGUUUUGAAUU